UCUUGUUUUAGGAGUCACUUCUUGGGGUGCUGCUUCUGCAAUUCUUCUUUUUAAUCAGUUGUUGGAAAUCUUCCUGUUUCUGUGUUUGAAUUCUCCUCUGCUGUAUGAAAAACUCCUACUGAUGUCUGCUGCUGCCUGUAACUUUUCUUCCUCUUCUUCUGUCUACAUUUCUUCAUCUCUAGGACUUCCCCUUGUUGGUGUUUCUCUUUUUCCUCAUUUUUUCUGCUCUGAAGUUUCCACCUGGAUAUUUUGCUUCAGUAUGCUGUGCUUUGUGAUGGCUGACCAGGUGAUUUCACAGUGCUGGUCAACAGAUACUGCUCUUGUGUUUAAAAAAAAAAAAGGCAUUAUUUAUGAGUUAUACAUCUGUUCAAUGAUGUGGAUGAGUGUGCCCUGGGGCUUGAUGACUGCCACCCCGAUGCUAUUUGUCAAAACACCCCGAAGCUGUACAAGUGCAUGUGCAAAGUGGGUUACACUGGUGAAGGGAAGAAAUGUGAAGACAUUGAUGAAUGUGAUAAUGACUUCAAUGGAGGCUGCGUCCACGAGUGUUUCAACAUCCCAGGGAAUUACCGCUGUACUUGCUAUGAUGGCUUUAUGUUGGCUCAUGAUGGCCAUAACUGCCUGGAUACAGAUGAAUGCAUGUUCAACAACGGUGGCUGCCAGCACGUGUGUGUCAACACUGUGGGAAGCUAUGAAUGCCGCUGCAAGGAAGGGUUCUUUCUGAGUGAUAACCAGCACACGUGCAUCCACCGCUCAGAAGAAGGCAUGAGCUGCAUGAAUAAAGAUCAUGGCUGUGCCCACAUCUGCAGAGAAACACCCAAAGGAGGAGUUGCCUGUGAAUGCCGACCAGGAUUUGAACUGUCCAAGAACCAGAGGAGCUGCAUUUUAACGUGUAAUCACGGAAAUGGUGGCUGUCAACAUACGUGUGAUGAUGCUGAUAACGGGCCAAUUUGUGGAUGUCACCCCAAGUACAUCAUGCAUGUGGAUGGGAAGACCUGUCUGGAGAGGGAAGAGGCUGCUGUUGACGUGUCUGAGGGGAACGCUACAGCAGGAGCUGAUGUGGACAAGAGGGUGAAGCGACGGUUGCUCAUGGAAACGUGUGCAGUAAAUAAUGGUGGCUGUGAUCGUACGUGUAAAGAUACAUCGACGGGAGUUCACUGCAGCUGUCCUGUUGGAUUCACCCUCCAAUUUGAUGGGAAGACAUGUAAAGAUAUUGACGAAUGCCAGUCCAAUAAUGGAGGCUGUGAUCAUUUCUGUAAAAACACUGUUGGCAGUUUUGAUUGCAGCUGCAGAAAAGGAUUUAAAUUAUUAACAGAUGAGAAGUCUUGUCAAGACAUUGAUGAAUGCUCCUUCGAACGGACGUGUGACCACAAGUGCAUCAAUCACCCGGGCACCUUUGAGUGUACUUGUAACAAAGGAUACGCUCUCUAUGGCUUCACACAUUGUGGAGAUAUUAAUGAAUGUAGCGUCAACAAUGGUGGUUGCCAACAGCUGUGUGUGAACACACCGGGAGACUACGAAUGCCUGUGUCACUCUAACUACAAAUUACACUGGAAUAAAAAGGAUUGUGUUGACACCUGCGAUGCGCGCUGUGCUCGGAAAAAGACUGAGAAGAGGUUCCGUAAAACCAUUCGGACCUUACGGAAGACAGUCAGCAGGGACCAGUUCCGUGUCCGUGUCUCUGGCAUGGACCACGAAGUGGCCAGAAAGUCUCUCAAGCUAUCAGAGCCCCAGCAGUCUUGUGGUGUAGGACAGAUGCAUGUUGGUAACAGAUGUGAUCAGUGCUUACCAGGUGAAUAUUCUCCUGACGGCUUCAAACCCUGUCUGCCAUGUCCCCUUGGAACAUACCAGCCUGAAGCUGGGCGAGUGUCCUGCUUUCCCUGUGGAGGAGGUCUAACCACAAGACAUAGUGGUGCAUCCUUGUUUCAGGACUGUGAGACCAAAGUUCAGUGUUCUCCUGGCCAUUUUUACAAUACCACGACUCAUCGGUGUAUUCGCUGCGCAGUUGGGACAUACCAGCCUGAGUUUGGACAAAAUUACUGCAUUUCAUGCCCUGGAAACACCACUACUGAUUUUGAUGGCUCAACAAAUGUAACACAGUGCAAAAAUAGACAGUGUGGAGGUGAAUUGGGAGAUUACACUGGAUAUAUCGAAUCACCCAACUAUCCUGGGGACUAUCCUGCAAACACUGAGUGCACCUGGAAUAUUAACCCACCGCCAAAGCGCCGAAUUCUGAUUGUGGUUCCAGAAAUAUUUCUACCAAUAGAAGAUGAGUGUGGAGACUACCUGGUGAUGCGAAAAAGCUCUUCUUCCAACUCGGUGACCACGUAUGAGACCUGUCAAACCUACGAACGCCCUAUAGCUUUCACUUCUAGGUCUAAGAAAUUGUGGAUCCAGUUCAAGUCAAACGAAGGGAACAGUGCCAAAGGAUUCCAAGUUCCUUAUGUAACGUAUGAUGAGGAUUACCAAGAACUAAUAGAAGACAUUGUUCGGGAUGGUAGACUUUAUGCAUCUGAAAAUCAUCAAGAAAUACUUAAGGACAAGAAACUGAUAAAAGCAUUGUUUGACGUGUUGGCACAUCCACAGAACUACUUCAAAUACACAGCCCAAGAGUCAAGAGAGAUGUUCCCAAGAUCCUUUAUCCGGCUGCUGCGCUCUAAAGUUUCCAGAUUUCUGAGGCCUUACAAAUAGUUGGCUCUGUACUCAAAAGACUAACCAGCCCUCAGCAUGCACAGAGGGGUUGUGGCAGGUGGGGCUGCUGUCUGUGUUUUACACACUGGCAGAGGAACUCCAGGGAAGCUUUCCAGCUCCAUUCUUGGCAGAGUUUGGCUUUCUCAGCUAAUAUAAAUAUUUUGGUGAACAGAAUUUUGAUUCCUUUCCAGAUAAUACCUUUUGGGUACCAAGGAUACUUCAUGGGUCUCUGAAUUAGAGACUGCCCAUCAUUUCUUUAACCAAAUGGUGCCAAGCAGAAGUUUGUAGAGCUCUGCACUGUUGCUUCAUAAGUAACUCCAAAAGCUAAUGAGGACAGACAGGCUAAGUAGUGUGGUUUGGGAUGAACUCUGGGCUGCCAUUACUGCAUGUUACCUCAACAAAGCUGGGUUCAUGUUUGGUCUCGCUGAAAGUGAGAACUAGAUUGAUGUCUCUAUUAACUUUUGCUACACAGGAAAUUCAGAGCUAAGAUUGAAGUAGUUUUAGUCUAAACCAGUGAGUCCAAGAAUUGCACACGAUGAAUUUUUUCUCUGAAUGAUAUGUUUUAUGAGGUAUAUGGAGGAAUAAGCAAAGGGUUGAAUAUUAGCUUGAAUGCUCUGGGUCUGGGUCACACUGUGUUCGUGCUGAUGACCUAUUGGUAUAAAUUGAGUGAUAAAAGAAUAAAACCAGGACACCACAGUAAUGGAAAACAGACCCUGAUCUGCUGAACACUUCCGUUUUGGGCUGGCUUCAAAUAUUAUAACACAACAGGUUCUUUGCUAAACCCCAGUGCACUCUGCCUUUGCCUAGGCCUGGGACAGCAUGAGGCAUUGGCUCUUUCAAGUAGUAUAAAAUUCUGUCCUCUGAGCACCUGCAGUUGAACACCACACAAGCCCCAUUUUAAAUGCAGGCUUUGCAUAGAUUAUACUCUUUUACAUCACUGUUUAAACCUGUAUAAGGUUCUUACAUGAGCCUCAAUCCUUAUAUUUCUUAUCUUGUCUGAGCACCUUGCAAUGACCUCGUUGAGCAGAGAAGGGCUGCUUUCCCUGUCUUGCUGGGGAGAAAUAGACCUACAAAGAGAUUCCUCAACCAGACUGUGGCUGCAAAAGUCAUCUAUGGCACAAUGCCGUUCAGGAUUCCCAAACUGUGUCCUUUUCCUCAGGUUGUGUUCCUUGUGUGAGAGAAGGCUGUUCUGAAAGGGCCUGUAGGGAGAACUAGGCUGAUCAAAAUGUUUUUGUUGUCUCAGUGGCUUUUCUGUCCACACUUAACGUUCCAUCACUGUCCUCUGACUGUGCAAACCGCUUCCUCACUGCAACGUACCUUCUGGGCCUUCUGUCUUGAAGGGAGUUGGCCUCAGUCCCGCUCAUUUGGAGAUGGAGUUACCACCUCUGUCCGUUGGUCACUGGCAGUGCUGAGUGGUGCAAUGGGCACCAACCUUCCUCAUGCACCCCCCUUAGCGAAGAUACAGAUGUUUUGAAGGUGGCCAGGACAAAUGCUCCAUUUCCCAGGGUGUGGAGUCGGAUCUCCCCAGGUUUCAUUGCAUUGGUAUGUGGUAUUUAACUGUUGUAUGUGAAUAAUACCACAUGCACAGCGUGACAGAUGAAACUCUCAUCCAGAGCCAGGGUAUGAAUCUCUUCCCUAUGCUGUUAGGAGCAAAUGAAUACAACCAAAUGCAGCAUUGCUGAACUGUCGUGUCAUGCAGCCCGGUUCUGGGGCAGCCUGUCUUGUGGUAAGAACAUAUCUUGGUCACAGUGUGAUGGGAAGGGACAGUGGCCUUAGUCCAUGGCUGGGGAGCAGAGCCCUCUCAGGAUGGGGAGAUGUGAUGCUGUGUUCCUCUUGCUGCUGCCCAGAGACAAUUCCCAUGGUCUGAGCAGAGGAGGGAAACGGUUUGAGUUGCUGCCAAGAGGGAGAACUGUCCCCUAAACUGGCUGCACUGGGGCUCCUGCUCCAGCUUAAGAUCUUCUUGCGGAUUCCUGUGGCAGGGUGGUAAGUCUC
Calidris pugnax (ruff) is the source of this 4680-nucleotide messenger RNA. RefSeq names its product signal peptide, CUB domain, EGF-like 2 (gene SCUBE2). The coding region runs from base 454 to 2688 and encodes 744 amino acids. The transcript has 18 exons. Gene Ontology annotation, molecular function: calcium ion binding. Gene Ontology annotation, biological process: signal transduction. Gene Ontology annotation, cellular component: cell surface. NCBI's taxonomy places the organism in Eukaryota, Metazoa, Chordata, Aves, Charadriiformes, Scolopacidae. The record is from RefSeq and is a predicted model, not a curated record.